CAUGAAUGACAAUCCAGUGCCGGUGGCUGCACAAGACACACAAGACCCCAGAAAAACUGGAACUGAAACCGAUCGAGCAUAACUCAACUCGACUCCAGACAGUCUGAAGUGAUCGUGCGGCAUUACAAAUCGUUGUAUCAAAUAUUCGCAAAAGUGAAAGUAAUUACUCGCAAAAUGUCAUCGGCGUUGUCGAACCUCUUGCAAACGCUGAGGAUUGUGCCCUUGGGACACGGAAAAUCCAGUAACCAAGUUGUGGUUGUUUCGAACCAAAAGGAGCGCCUAAAGCUGGAAGAUCUGCCGGAAAUUAGUUUGGAGGAGGUGGCCCAGCACGAUAGCUUCGAUGAUUGUUGGGUGGUGAUCUACGACAGAGUCUACGACGUCACCCACUUUUUGAGGGAUCAUCCUGGCGGCGAUGAUGUGAUAAUGGAUCACGCAGGACGAGAUGCCACCAUCGCCUUCCACGGAACAGGACAUUCGAGCGACGCCAUCGAGCUGAUGAAGGAUUUCCUGAUCGGGCAACUUCCCACCAAGCAGCAUAUUUUUCGCACUGGCAAAAACAAGGUUUUGUCCCUGGGCAUACCGGAAUAAUGUCAGCCGAUCCCGCUUUGAUCGCUCUCGCCGCCGUCCUCUACGUACUAUUAUGUCUAUAUGUCUAUAUGUUUUAGAGUAUUCAUCGAUUUUGUGUCUAAUUAUAAUCAGCUUUUUUCGCACUUGCAAAACGGCUUUUGCUUAAUCAUCAAAAACCAUUCAGCAAACUAUGUAUAUUUAUAUGGUGUUGUAUACUUUUAUCAAGACUUGAAACGGAACUAAGAUUAAAUUAUUUUAAUUGUGA
Molecule: messenger RNA, 832 nt
Organism: Drosophila ficusphila
Lineage: Eukaryota; Metazoa; Arthropoda; Insecta; Diptera; Drosophilidae
Product: cytochrome b5
Cellular component (GO): intracellular membrane-bounded organelle; membrane
Molecular function (GO): heme binding
Source: RefSeq, a predicted model, not a curated record